Molecule: messenger RNA, 5329 nt
Organism: Eleginops maclovinus (Patagonian blennie)
Lineage: Eukaryota; Metazoa; Chordata; Actinopteri; Perciformes; Eleginopidae
Gene: marchf2
Product: membrane-associated ring finger (C3HC4) 2
Exons: 5
Coding region: 1383-2138 (251 amino acids)
Biological process (GO): protein ubiquitination
Molecular function (GO): zinc ion binding; ubiquitin-protein transferase activity
Source: RefSeq, a predicted model, not a curated record
UAGUCUCUAAAGUUUUGCAUACUUGGUUUUAGAAUUAUUCUUCCUCCUCCAAAUACAGCUUAAUUUCUAUUACAUUGUAGCACUACUUAAUAUAAAAUAAAUGUUCUUUUAAAAUGCAGUAAGAACAAAUAUAUAUUGCUUGUUCAAUCAAAUUUUGAUGGUGUUUCUGAAAAUUGUUCAAUAAGUAGCUCUCCAUAAUAAAGUUAUAAUAAUAAUUAUAGUAAUAUACACUUUUGAGUUGUAAAACAUGCCUUUCACAGGGCCCUAAAACCACAUCUUCAAAGUGUUGGACAAUUUGUACUGUCAAAUGUAGUAUGUCUUCAACACUACAAUGUGGCAUCAAGUCCACACAGCCAUGACCCAGUCAACAGGAUGAUUCAUGGUAACAGGAGUUUGGGAAAAAUCUAAGAAAUAUUCAAGUAUAACAACAAGAAAAUGAUCCUUUAGCAAAACUAUGGCAUAUUUCUUACAGAAAAAAUAUAUAUUAGAUAGAUCCAAAGUACUUUUUAAAUAUAAUCCUGAAAAGCUGGAGAAGUUGGCUUUAUUCAUUUGAAAUGGUCACCAGUUAAAUGAAACUGAAAACAUCUUUGUAUUUUGUUUUCAUAUUAAUAUAGUAUAUUCUUGGUCCUCCAGUUUUAUAAAAUGAUUCAGUUGAGUGUCAAAUAAUCCCCAUUCUCCCAUCAUUUGAAUUGACAAAUAAUGUUUAAAGUUUCCUGCUAAGCUUUCAAAAAAAUGCAUAUUUGUAAAAAAAAACAUUGGAUAGAUUGAUUUCACGAAUUUCUUGGCUGGCUUUUGGCUUUGAUUCAUAAUUGUGUUGAAUAUUGAAUGUUCCUUUGUACUCUCAGUUCCGUUUAUUUCUUCUGCCCGUGUUACGCAUGAGAUGUUUUCUGUCAGUGCCCCUCCCUUUGGCAAGCUGUUGUUAUUCACACAAUAACACUCGAACCCGUUGUGUUUUGCUCUCGUCUGGCCGUCUGCAGCGCAUCACAGGCGGACAGCUGAUGAUGAGCCUCUGGGGAAUAUUUAAAGCUUCUGUAAAGCGGAAGUCUGGCCUGCUGUGUGUUAUCAGCUGAGGACGGCUGCUAGCUAGCACAACGCUGAAUAUAGCAUAGCAUAUAGCAUUAUAGCUAGCGAGCUCCACUGUUAUUUCCCAAUCAGCUAAAUAAUGAAACGACAAGGAAACACAAGGAUAUUAUGGUGGUAACAUCUGCCGUAGUAACACAUUUUUGAGAAGAAGACACAGGAAACGAACCAUUCCCUACCUGUUGAGAGCAGAGUUUCCAUUUCCUGCUACCCAAACCAGCCUUGGCCUCUGUUCCUCGACACCUUCACCUCUUCGACACCCUCACCUCUGACUCUGCAGCCUGUGUCUGGCCGCUAUAACCAUGACGACAGGCGGGUGUUGCCACCUGCCUGGCUCUCUGUGUGACUGUUCCAGCAACACAGGCCUGUGGAAGAGCAUGGAGGAAGGAGGGGGAGACGCUUGCCAGGCGCUCUACGUCACCCAGGUCACAGCCAUAGAUGGGCGGCUGCUGUCCUCUGUGCUCAAACCCAUGAGCGCACAAAGUGAUGGUCCCAUCUGCCGUAUUUGCCACGAAGGAGCCAGCAGUGAGAUUCUGCUGUCUCCGUGUGACUGCACAGGCACUCUGGGCACGGUGCACAAGAGCUGCCUGGAGAGGUGGCUGUCAUCAUCCAACACCAGCUACUGCGAGCUCUGCCACACAGAGUUCACCAUCGAGCGCCGCCCGAGGCCUCUCACAGAGGUAACAAAGUGGCUGCGAGACCCCGGCCCCCGUAAUGAGAAAAGGACGCUGUUCUGUGACAUGGUGUGCUUCCUGUUUAUCACACCACUAGCAGCCAUCUCAGGCUGGCUGUGUCUGAGGGGCGCUCAGGACCAUCUUCAACUAGGCAGCUGGCUGCAGGCCGUGGGCCUCAUCGCCCUCACAAUUGCACUCUUUACCAUAUAUGUUCUGUGGACCCUGGUGUCUUUCCGCUACCACUGUCAGCUGUACUCUGAGUGGAGAAGAACCAAUCAGAAAGUACGUCUUCUCCUUCCUGAGGCCAAGGUGACAAACUCUUCCCAGCAUUCCCUGCUCUCUACCAAACUGAUGAAGAAGUCUGGCAAUGACAGUAUAGUAUGAGACCAAGUGGAGACGGUUGAUGAUGAAGGUGUCUUUAAUGUGCGGGGGCUGAUUGUCGCCUGCCAGUUAGCCUUUAAAGAAGCACUUUUGUGCUUUUUUUGUUGCUUUUUACAAAAAAGUAUUUUCCCCAUCAGUACUUAUUUUACAUCCCUUUUUUUAAAAGACAUCUGUCCUCCUGUGGGAGCAGAAAUGAACACAUUUGAAUGGAGUCUGUGUGUGGACCCAGCUUAUGCAAAGGCUCUGUGGAAGGGAGCAGCACAUGGGGACGUGCAGAGACUUUUACAGAGACAUGAGAACAGGAUGAUAACAUUAAUAGCAGUGACAGCAGAAACAGAAAUGACCAAACUAACUUUUGAAGUGGACUGUGAGAUGUUUAAAUUAUUGUUCUGCCUGGUUUUUAAUAACCCUUUGUCUACAGAGUACUGUGGAGUAAACAGUCCCUAUGAUUGUGGUGAUGCAAUGACUAAGUGAGAUUAGAUGUAAAUCCUGGGCAUGCCCUUACCUAUAUAGGCCUUGCAUUCUCUGCACAAUGCUGCCCAUUGAUGACCUCAUUCAACUAUUGUGUGAUCCCAUUCUAAUCUGAGAUAUAGAUAUUUGAUUAAUUCACAAUCCAGAUGCCAGUACGCUGCGUGCCGUGAGCAUUUUAGCACAAACUUAAAUUCUAGAAUUCUAAAUUCUAGCAACAUUUUUUUAGCAGAUCUUAUUUUUUACAUCUGAGCUAAGAAUGCGUUACAGUACAACAUUAGCAAAGCCAGAUAUUGUGCAAUAAAACACUGUGGACAUCGAGGUCUUCACAGCACAUGAACAGACCUCUCCCAACAUGCGCAGUUAUGCAUGCAAGCACUGUUAACAUUUUGGGGGAUUUCUUUUGUUUUGUAAAGUUAGUGUGUUGUUAUUUUGUUGUGUGAUUUUAAAAACAUUUCUUGAACUAUUCCUACUCAGGAAGGAUUCAACAGUGUCCUCAUAGAGGUUCUUAUUUCAUUUGCACUUAGCACGUAGGUCUUUCAUAGAUCAAUUUAAAAUAUCUGUCAAAAUGGCUCUAAGAGGAUCAUUUCCAAAUGUGGUUUGGGGACUGACACAGUCAAUAAUUAUCAAACCAAGAAUCAGAAAACAGAAAGGCACUGCACGCUCUCAUCACUGAAGACAAACAUUAUCGUCUCUGAUGUACACACUUUUUCUGUGCUUGUGUUAAGUGCUUCUGCUAGUCUUUCCCCAUCGACAAGGACUCUCAUGGUGGGUACAUUAUGCAAGCACCACGAAGGCUUAAUCCCAUUCUAGCUUUGUUUUCACUGCUUUAGAGGAAGUGCUUUUUAAAUCCAUUUGAUGGAUGUUAACAUUUGUCGGCUACAAACUUGCCCUCAUCAUGUUUUCAUGUUACUGACCGGACUCAUGUGGGUCUGUAUUGGUUUUUUUGGCGAUUUGUGAACAUGUUUUUUUUCUCUUGUGUUUAUAGUUCUGUGCAGUUUGUAAUCAGGUCGCUUUUAGUGACUUUCUAUCAGCUAGUGAGAAAACGAACCACCGUGUCUGUCUGGUUUCCAGAUUUCGUGGUCAUGACAUCAUUCAGUUUUUAAAUUCCACAUACUUUAGGUUAUGGAAAGACAGUUAGAGUAGUUGACAUGUGGACACAGUAUUGUUGCUUAACAGGAGAAGAGAUUAAUGAUGAAACGUCUUAAACAUGGAGGAGUAUUUGAUUGUUAAAACCAGCAGCCAGUUUGAUGCACGAUUGUUUCAGUAUUAUUCUUCAGAAUGUUCAGUGUUUAAAUAAUAACUUUGUAAUUCUGCGGGAUUCAAUAAAUAAAUUACAUUAGCACAGAAAGCAUUUAGGCAAAGAGAGUCUAAAGCUCGACUGCUUUAUAAUUAUUAUUCAUCUUAUGACUGAACUUUAGUUCCAAUAUUACAAGUAUUGGCUUUUUGAUUUGUUUGUUUUUCUCUAUUCAACCGAAUGACAUUUAUAUUAUUAUAAAUGACAUGAAUGACUUUUGAUUAUCAUAUGUAUUGAUGUCAUGAUUUGUUUGUCCUAUGUGCAGUUUGAGAGUACAUUUGCAUUUCGCAGAGACCUUCAGUGUUGACACAUUGUAACUACAUGCAGUGUUGUGCAGAGGCCAAAAGUCAGUUUUUAUGCACAAUUGUGGUAUUAACUCUUAUCUUUUUGAAAUGAAAUACACAUGUUUUUAUUUUAUAACAAUCAGGCCUAACCAAACAAUAUUUGACUUACUGCCAGGAGAUUCUAGCUGUCAGUAAGCACCGAUACAAAGUACAUUUUUCUUCACGGGAGUUUUCAUGCUACAGAAACCUGAACUGUGAUCUGAACUCUUACUACACGAGUAGUGGCUCUUUGGGCUUAUUUCAUAGGAACAGGGUGCAUCUCAGCGGGGAAUUGACCUCCCAGUGUUGUGUUGAGCAACCAUUGAUUCAUCUGUUUGUCUCCGUAUGUCACUACAAGUCCCCAGUGGAUGUAAAGGGCCCUUGUCCUGUGCGUUUGUGUACAACAACAUGACACUGUGGUACUUCAGCUCCUGGUGGAUUGGCCCAGUUAAUUGUGUGUUUGUGUUUUGAACUGAUCUCAGAACAAAGGAUUACAUCCUGCAGUGCUGCGAUGCACCCGGGGGGGUUACAAGCUUAUGAGUCAUUGGAUCAUCCCUGUGUUGACUGUUGUCAUGGAGAGGAAUUACUCCAAGUGUUAAGAUCUGAUGUGAAGCAAUGUUAAGAUCUGAGGUGCAGUUAUUCAACAAACUACUCAAUCUGCAGGUCAUUGUAUCCGAGCGCUAUGAUAGUUAUGGGAUGUGUUUGUUCAAGUUUGCCUACAAAGUAUGCAACACCUCUCUGACUCCCUGCGGAUCCUGAGAUCGCCAAAGAUAUUUUGUAUUUAACACCUAAACCAUAAUAACAAUCCAAAAAGGGAUUUUACAUAAUUGUUUUUUGUGGUUGUUUAUUACAAAAAUGAGGAUGUAAAUGUUACUUCUGUUGUGUUAUGUUGUGCUAACAUUUUUGUCUUUCUACAUGUAUUUUCUGGAGGGUGGUUAUGUUAAUAUGUAUCAUUUGUAAUUAAUGUUCUUCAGUAUUCACAUUUUUAAAUCAUACAAUGUUUAUAGUGUGCUGUGGAAAAAAGUAAGAUGUCUUCACCCAAAUACUGGUACCUGCAAUCAGCCAAGAAUUGUUUGCAAAGCAAAUUAAACAUGAUGAUGAAUGAA